CAACAAAAAUGAAAAAACGAAGUACCCCUUUUAACCCCACUUAAAACUCCUCAGCCCCUCACCCUUCCCCUAUAGGCCAUUCUCAGUCCCCCUACUUCCCUUCCUCCUUCAUUCCUUCCCAAAAUCCCUCUUCUCUUCCUUCAAUCUUCUGAAGUUCCCAGUCACCGUACAAGAAUGAACAGGUCUUGCCAGAAGGAGAAACUGUAAGGAAGAAGAGGAGAGGGAGUGAAGGAGUUUGGACGCAAAGGAAGGAGGGGAAGAGUAGAAAUGGGACGGUGAAAAGGUGGUGAUCGGUACAGAGGUGGAGGAGUGGGAUAGUUGUCAUUUAGUACUGAAAUUUAUGCGCUUGGGUAUGUUCUUCAGUGGUCAAUUGUUUGCUUGCCAGUGUCUUCAAUGGAGAAAGUGGCAUAGAGGUGUUUAUGGUAGAAAAUAACUUUAUAUUAAGAAUCAAGGUUACUUGUUUUGAGAAAUCUCAGCUUUACUACUUGAAAUCAAGCUUUGCUGUUUUAUUUUAAGCUGAUCUAACUCGAUAAAAAGUUACAGAAAUAACAAAAUGAAAUCAAUCAGAGAUAAGGAAUUAAUGAGGAAAAUAAAAGAAGCUCAAAGAGGAUCAUCCAGACUAGAAUCAGGGCAAUAAACUCCAUCAAUAAGUAUUUGGCAAAGAUUCUCCCAGUGCUGACCUGAAUCUCGAUAAUACCGUAAGUACAAUUUUUGGAACAUGAAAGGAAGAAAUAUACUAUUCACCUGUAAUACAUGAGCUGUAAUUUUUAGAUAUAUUACAAGAAGACAAAAGAUACUGAAUACGACUCAGAGAAAUCUAUGGAUAUUGUCCGAUUUUGUUUCACUCAUGGAAUUAAGUUGCGAAGGCAACCUCCUAUCUAUACAGGAGCAACACGAAUCAAAAAGGCUAAAUACAUCCUUGCAAAGAUGAAAAUGAGGCGAAAAUUAAGAAGCAGUUUGUUAGUGGUUAAAUAAAACAAAUGGAAUAUUUAGAAAAUUAAUAUCCUAGCUCUUAAAAUACUUGACUAUUGGGUCUUUUAUUAGAUAAAUUUGAUUUGGUACACAUCCUUACUACUCAACGAUGCUUUACAGUAGCCACAUUUUCUGAUCCUGGCAUUAAAGCAAUCAUUGAUGCAAUUUUGACAAUAGAGAUGUCCACAUGAGAGAGCAGUUGAUACCUCAAAAGAGCUUCAGAUCUUACACAAUAGCUUGUUUCUAUAUCUCUCUAUCAUCUCUCUUCCUUGACUACAUUCUUCACAUUCCCCAUUGCUUGAACUUAUACUCUUCAGCAUGCUCUUCUUUAGGUCUUCUUUCUUUAAAUUUAUUUCUUUAAGAAGCUCUUUGCUCUUAUCUUCUCUAUGAGAUUCAGAGAUUCCAUAAUUAUUCAGCUGGAUUUUCAGAUUAUUAAUCUUCUUAGUGUUAUUAUGGUCAAGAUCUUUCAGAAUUUUAUUUUCUUCCUUUAACUGCUCAAUGAUCUUCUUAUUCUCAACAUCUAUUCUGCGGUUAAGACUUUUAGUUUCUUCUAUUGAGCAUAGCUGGUUUUUUAAUCCUGCUACUUUUAUCAUAAGAUCGCCUUUUUCAGAUAUUAAGGUUGUGUUUCUUAGUUGAUAGUCCUUACUAGUUUCUGUCAAUAACUGUGUUUGUUCUACAACCUUCAUGUACUCUUCAUAUUGGACUACCAUCUCUUCGGUCAAUCUAGUGAUCUCUGCCUUUAAGCUAUUGAUUUGAUCGUUAUCUUCAGUAAAUAGGUCUUCUUUCUUGAUUUUUCUGAAAGUUUCCAGGUCUUGCUUAAGUUCUUCGAUAUAUCUUCCUCAGCGCUGAGUCAUCUCCUUAUAGCUUUCAGGGGCUCCCAACUGGUUAUCCUCCUCAUCUUUACUCUUAACAAUGUGUUGGGCAAUUUCUUCUUUGACUCGUUUGUUACUGACAAGCAUCUCUUCUUUUAGCUCUUUGAGUUUUUUGUUGAAUACAUCUAUUUCCUUUUGGUGCCUCUUUUUCAAAUCAUGAAUAUCUUCAUCACAUUCUUUCUGAAGUUUGUUGAAACGCUUAAUUUUCUCACUGUACUUAUCACUAAGUUCAUGAUAGCGAUCUAAGAGUUCUCUACCUUGCCUUGAGAGUUUCCUGCCAAUUUUGGUUUGAGUGAAAACAGAAUCACUUUUGAAGUAUGUAAAACAGUUUAGUGAGAAGCUCAUCAGAUCAUUGAUAGCCUUUUGGGCAGUAUCCUUCUCGAUCAAACUGAGUUUGUUCUCUCUAGUAUCAGUUGCAAUAUUAGUUUGAUCACUUUGUACUUUUCUCCCAAAAAUCUUUAUCUCAGGCUUUCUAAGUUUUAUUUUUUCAUCCUGUGGCUUCUCUAUACCUUUGUAGAUAUUCAGAUUCGUCUUUGGACCCUGAUUCGCUUUGAGCUGUUUAAUUAUAAUUUGUAAUCUUUUCACAUCUACUUCAUAGGCUCUAACUUUGGCUCUCAAACGGAGAAUCUCACUUUCUGGGUUCUGGCCAUCAAGGUAUUGAGUUUUUUUAUCUGUGUCACAAUCACGAGCAACCAAGCUUUUCAAACUUUUCAUAAAUUUACUUUCUUCUUCCUCUGUAUAAGUAGAUUUCACCUUAAGAUCACUUUGAAUCUUCUCUAUCAUCUUUUGCAAAUCUCUAUCUGAGACUUCUUUGAAAGCUUGCAGGAAAAAUGCAAGGAUCUGGUCGAAGUAGGUACUGAAAAGCUCUCUCAUAAGGUCAUCAUUGAGAUCUGUCUCAUCAGUUGGAUAAAACAGUUUGUAAGAAAGGGUAGUAAAGUCCUUAAACUUCUUCCUUAUUUUCUCAUUUUCUUCAGCCGCAAUUUUCGGAUCUCUCUUCUUAUACCUAUCAAGAUAUCCUUUAAACUUGAUCAUAGUGGAGGUAAUGGUAUUAUUUAUAGUCUUGAGGCCUGUCUCCAUCGUGACCAUCUUAUCUUUACAGUUAGACGCAAAGGUUCUGUCUGCCUUACAUACAUUUGACAACUUCCUAUUCUGUUCCUUCAACAAGAAGAUGUUUAACAUCGGGGUUGGGGUCUCAUAAAGAGUCUUAGCAUUAGCUUCUGUUUCUACUUGUUGAUCAAUCAUUGCUAUCCCAAACUAUUU
Messenger RNA from Moneuplotes crassus, 3104 nucleotides. NCBI's taxonomy places the organism in Eukaryota, Ciliophora, Spirotrichea, Euplotida, Euplotidae. The record is from the annotation of a GenBank genome assembly.